AUCCAUUAGCAACCUGCUGCCUGGCUUUGUUGAAAGACCCGACCGGCUGGAAUAACCUCCCCUCCUCAUCCCCUCUGCUCGGCUUCCAUUGACCACUAUGGAUUCCUCAGAGGGAUCAAGCCGUCACUCAGUCUUUUCCACAACUGGUGGUCAUAGUCGAGCAGGGGGGGGCCCAGGAACGGAACACCUCUGGUGACUGCACCAGGCCCUGGUCGCUGGGAGGGACAGAGGUUUGAAUAAAUACCACAGAUCCACUGAUCCGUGACUGAGUGGUGAACAAAGGCCUCCUGGGGUGAGGAGCGCUCCGGGAGAGUCCGACGCGGCCCUCCUCCCCCCCUCUGCGCGGGGUUGCUGUCCCCGUACAGGCUCUGUAUCACGGUGCCCCUCCCACCCUCGCCGGAGGAGAAAGAGGCAAGAAUCUGGGUCUCCGUCUGUCCACGCCGAUGGCUCGACCGAGCAUGCUCUCUGCGUUGGUCCCUGGGACCGGACGGUUGGGCUGGGUGUGACUGGUUCCUGAGAGGCUUGCUGGAUCUCUGCCUCCCCCUCUCAGGCUGCCCCCCCCCCCUCCCUCCCAGGCCUGGGCUACAGUAUCCCCAGACCCCUCCCCCCCAUUCUCACCCUGGGACUAAAGAGUCUGACAAUUCUACACCUGGGAAGUGUUGUUUUUGUCUACACCCUGGUAGACGACUUGGCUAAGGAACACUUUCGGAGCACUAAGUCAUGAGCGAGUUCUGGUUGUGCUUCAACUGCUGUAUAGCAGAGCAGCCCCAGCCGAAGCGGCGGCGGCGUAUUGACAGGAGUAUGAUUGGAGAGCCCACUAACUUUGUCCACACAUCCCAUGUGGGAUCGGGAGAUAUCUUCAGUGGCAUGAACUCGGUGAACUCCAUUCAGAGCCAAAUGCAGUCAAAGGGGGGUUACGACGGACAGGCCAUGCCUGUGACUGUGCAGCUGCAGCUGGUGGACACGAAAGCAGGAUAACAUGGAAGGGCUGCAUAGUUUCUCCCGAGUCAAGGUUUUCUCAUCCCGGUCAUGCCUGCCUUCAGUGACUGCAUUCCUCAUCCUCCCGCUCCUGUGUUGGACCAAGGAGGCCAUGUUCUCCCCCUCUCAUCAUCCUCCUUCGUUCUGGUCUGUCGUUUGCCCGCCUAGGCUCACUAGUUGUCCUGUCCUCUCCGUCCCACCCCACAACUUGCCUUGUUCGGCAAAUACAUGGAUCUUUUCUGCACUUCGUUGGAACGGGGCUGCUCCCCUCUGCUUGUCCACCUGUCCGCUCGGAGGAUGACAGACAAAGGAUUGCCGCGCUUCAGUUUUAGUGCACGUCACCAUCCCGAGGACUGGAUGAUGCAAAAGCAUGCUCCUCAUCUCUGCAAGUGCAAAUGUGUAAAACGCUUAUUCUCUUCUGUGAUUUUUCUUUUUUUUUGCUGUUGUGGUCAGGUCAGUGUCUGAAGGUCUGGAACCUGCAAGUACAAAAGGAUUUUGUGGGGGAUUUUUUCAUUAACAGAAUUUACAUUUCUUUUUCUGAGGGGGCCAGGUCUGGCGUGGUGGUCAGGAUUAUGACCGUGCUUGUUAAAAGUGGCUUGAUAUGGCCCUUUGGUGCCAAAAUGUCUGUAGCUUAUAUGGAAUGAUUAUAUUUUUUCCAAUGACGACAAGUCUUUUUUUUUUUUUCUUUUCUUCAGAAUGCCAAUUCAGUAGGAAAUGUGAUGUUUGCUGUUUACAUCGUUCCAGUUCUCAUUCCUUUUCCCUUAUUUUUGUGAUAGUUGUUAUCAGUUGAGCAAAAAUGUAUGUUCAAUUGGUGUUAACUGGCAUUUCACUUGACAUGAUUCUGCUGUAACUGUUUCGGUGAACUUGAUUUGAAGAGGCCUGGGAUAUAUGCUGUGCAGUAAGUAGAAUGUAAAAACAUUUAGCUAUGUGGUACACUACUAGGUACUAGUGCUCUCCACUGCUAGGCAGUGGUGGUCAAGCGCUAGGCAGUGGUGGUCAAGCGCUAGGCAGUGGUGGUCAAGUGCUAGGUACUGGUGGUCAAGCGCAACGUACUGGUGGUCAUGCGCUAGUUACUGGUGUGGAAACAAAAUUUAUAAAGCAUUCUAUAUGGUCACGAGGCAAACCCAAACUUCAGUAUUUCUGUAAAAAUGUUAUGAACAUAGCACAUUCUCCAAUAGAUUCUCAGUCACAGAUUAAGCCUAUUCCUGGACUAAAAUUCAAGCUCAACGGAUAUUUUCCAUCGGGAUAAAUUUUUUAUCUUGGACUAGGCUUAAUCUAUGCCAGGGAAACUGCCCUAUUAAGAGAUAAUAACCUUAGAAAAAUGUUAAUAAUUAGAAAAUGUUGUCUUAGAUCUUUUAAAUACCUUUUGGGUUUUGAAGAUACCUGGACAAAUCAAAACAAAAGCUAGAGCGAUUGCCUUUGACAAAACUGGGUGACAUCUUACUGUUACAGCUUUAAGAUAUUUUGCUCAGGUUAAUAGGCAUACUUUCCAUCAUUUUGAGCAUACUGUUUGUAUGUUAUUGCACUGUUUUCAAAUAUUAAAGCUAAUUUGCUAUAUGAGAAAUAUAUAUAAGACGUAUAAAAAACGUAUAAGAAAUAAAACGUAUAAAAUAAAAAUUAACUAGAAUAUUUUAAGCAUUUUAACAAGCUGUAGAACAUUUUAUUUUUCUCUCAGUAUCAUUGGUAAACAAAUUAAAUCCAAAUAAAUCCCUUAAUUUAUCAAAUAUUUUAUGUUUUCAAUGAAUACAGCUUGAACCUGCCACUGUUGAAUAUUCAAGAUGUUACUAAUGAUUGUGGUCUGGUUCAGAUAUUGGGCUUUAAACUAAUACAAGUAUUGAUGAGAACGUAGAUUCUCUGGCCUCAAACCCAACUGGUAAAAUUACGAAGCUGCUUUUGUCUGUGCUGUUAACCCUUCAUUCUUUUCUCAAGUGCUUUAUGUUUGUAUAUACUGUGUCCUUUGUGUGCCACAACCUGAGGUAUUCUAAUUUAUGGUUUCUCUGUUUUGUAACCUUUUUUGUACUAUAGUUUUUCAGAUUCAUUGAAAUUUUCAGCAAAAAUCUAAUGUAUGUUUCACCAUAUGAAAAUGAAUUGUGAUAAUAUUUAUUCACCGUUAUUAGAAAUGUACCGGAUUUGGGGGAAAGGAAAAUUCCCAAAUACUACUUCACUAAAUGAGAAUGUCAUUAAAAAAAGAGUGAGACAUGAAAAGCACAAGAGAAAGAAACGGCGUGCAGACUGUAUGUUUGCAAUAGAGUGAAAGCAUUGGCCAAUGUUGGUGUUAAUCAGUGUACUUGAACGUGUACCCUAGCUACUUUCAGUCAUUGCUCAACAUGAAUUAAUUUCAAUAUCAGGGAAUUCGCUCCGCUCAAUAGAUAUCUAUUUUUAGUUUACUAUAUCUGAAGGUUUUUGUGUGUACACUUCCAUCAAUCGUGAAUUCACAUCCCAUGUUGGCUUGUAGAUGACCAAAUACCUUCGGUUUAAAUAAUAAAUAUUUUUUUUCCAUGUUU
This is a messenger RNA of Esox lucius (northern pike), 3482 nucleotides long. It is a transcript of the gene cdc42se2, whose product is annotated as CDC42 small effector 2. The transcript has 5 exons. The record is from RefSeq and is a predicted model, not a curated record. Gene Ontology annotation, molecular function: small GTPase binding. NCBI's taxonomy places the organism in Eukaryota, Metazoa, Chordata, Actinopteri, Esociformes, Esocidae. Gene Ontology annotation, cellular component: plasma membrane. Gene Ontology annotation, biological process: regulation of Rho protein signal transduction. Bases 721 to 978 code for a protein of 85 amino acids.